Messenger RNA from Dromiciops gliroides (monito del monte), 1348 nucleotides. RefSeq names its product RNA guanine-7 methyltransferase activating subunit (gene RAMAC). NCBI's taxonomy places the organism in Eukaryota, Metazoa, Chordata, Mammalia, Microbiotheria, Microbiotheriidae. Gene Ontology annotation, molecular function: RNA binding. The transcript has 4 exons. Bases 185 to 541 code for a protein of 118 amino acids. Gene Ontology annotation, biological process: RNA 5'-cap (guanine-N7)-methylation. The record is from RefSeq and is a predicted model, not a curated record.
GGAAGCGGAAGCGCGUUCAGCGCUCAGAUCAGCUCAGCCGGAAGUAACCUUGUCGCUCAGCCGAGCAACGGAAGUGGCUCUCGAAGUUGGCGUCCCGAAAACCGAGGCGGACUUACAUUUCUCCAAACAAAAAACCGCCACUAAAUUGUAUAGCAGCCUAAGCCACUGAGGAAAGAUUUCCAGAAUGACUGAUACUCCUGGUGCUGUUCCAAAUUUUGAAGAGAUGUUCGCCAGUAGAUUCACAGAAGAGGAUACAGAGUAUCAAGAAUACCUGAAACGCCCUGCAGAUUCCCCUCCAAUUGUUGAAGAGUGGAACAGUAGAUCUAGUGGUAAUCAAAGAAACAGAGGCAAUCGGUUGCAAGAUAACAGACACUUUCGAGGAAGGGAUGGCAGACGGGGUUGGCCAAGUGACAACAGAUCUAAUCAAUGGCAUGGAAGACCCUGGGGUAAUAACUAUCAGCAGCACAGACAAGAACCUUACUACCAUCAUCAGUAUGGACAAUAUGGUUAUAAUCAACGGCCACCUUAUGGCUACUAUUAAUGUUGGCAGCCAUCAAGUAAAACCAAUUACAUUCUCUUGUAACAUGUCAAAAGCUUGCCUGUUUCCUCUUUUUGGUCAUGUUUUUUAUAUAUGAUUUUGUAUAGAUAAUAUUAGGCAACUUAAGGCUGUCAUGUACAAAUAAACUAGAAAGGUGUGAUGGUAACUGGGAAUGAUAAAUCCUGUAGAGAAGUUAUGGACUGCAUUGUUCAACUUCUACCUCAAAUUCAUCUUUUUUUCAUAUUUUGUUAGUGCAUUGAAUUUCAUGUCUUUUCCAUGUAAGGCUGCCAGUAGUCAUAAGUUUGUAACACAGGCAUAAUUAGGAAUAGGAAAAUAGUUUGCCUUCUCUAAAACUUAAAGGAAUAUCUGUAAACAUGGAUAUGAUUAUUUCUGGAAUUUGGCAGACUUUAAUGAAGUAAUUCAUCAAGAGACAGUUAUAUUGGCUUGCAAAAUAUCAUUUAAGAACAGCUAAAACACAUUAUAAUUGAUUUACCUUUCACUUGACUUUGAUUUAGAAAUAAUAACUACUGGUGAAUGUCUAUUUUAAAAGGUCUGAGUUCUGUACUAGUAACAAAAGGAAGACAAGAAUAAAGAUGUGAAAUAAGCAAAGAAUUUUUAUUUUUGGAUUAAGUGGGUGUAGAUCUGAUUUUUUGCAUUAUAUUGUAGUAUGACUUUACUGGUGGGUGGCGGGCAGGAGAGAGAUUCUUCCCAUUCACUUAAAAACAGGAUUGAAAUUCAAUCACAUUGCAUACAUUUAAACCUGUUACUUUUAAUCCUUUCUUUCCAAUCAGUAUAUAAAACAUAACUCAA